AUGGACGCGAUGGGAUCGUUUCAGACACCGUUUGGCAACAACCUUGGCAAUCUGUUACAACAACAUCAAACCCAGCAACAGCAGCAACAACAGCAACACCUUCUGCAGCAGCAACAACAGCAGCAGCAGCAGCAACAACAACACCACAACCAACACCACCUGCAGCAGCAACAGCAGCAGCAGCAAAACCACCACCAGCAAACCUCGAUGAUGAACAAUGCAGCAUUAAUGCAACAUCAGCAGCAGCAGCAACAGCAGCAACAUCUUCACCAUCAUCAGCAGCAGCAACAGCACCAUCAGCACCAGCAACAGCAGCUGCAACAGCAGCAGCAACAUCAACACCAGCAGCAAACGCUCGGUUCCGGUGGUGGACACCAUCACGGCCUAUCGGCAGCCCAAAGUGCUGCCAUGAUGUCGCAGCGCAACCCGUUCGGAUUUGAUUUCAACCACUUUCAAAGCAACUACUAA
Molecule: messenger RNA, 468 nt
Organism: Anopheles marshallii
Lineage: Eukaryota; Metazoa; Arthropoda; Insecta; Diptera; Culicidae
Product: putative cyclin-dependent serine/threonine-protein kinase DDB_G0272797/DDB_G0274007
Exons: 1
Coding region: 1-468 (155 amino acids)
Source: RefSeq, a predicted model, not a curated record